Molecule: messenger RNA, 1579 nt
Organism: Tachyglossus aculeatus (Australian echidna)
Lineage: Eukaryota; Metazoa; Chordata; Mammalia; Monotremata; Tachyglossidae
Gene: SERPINA12
Product: serpin family A member 12
Exons: 5
Coding region: 252-1505 (417 amino acids)
Biological process (GO): negative regulation of endopeptidase activity
Molecular function (GO): serine-type endopeptidase inhibitor activity
Source: RefSeq, a predicted model, not a curated record
CAGUCGUGGGCUCUGUGCCAGAUGGGAGGUGGGAAGGGUUGGUCGCUCCCCUGGCUUGCGUGAAUACACGGCAUUGGUUGUCUUCUGGCUGGUGUAUCUUCAGGCACGCUGGACCUAGUUGGCAUCUGGCAGAGCCUCAUCCUUACCAAGCUGACCAGUCUCUAACUGAUCACGCCUGCCAUCUCUCACAGAGGGGCUUCUCUGAGGCACAGCUGGCUCCAGUCACCAAAGCAGGAGGAUCCACUGGGAAGAUGAAAUCUGCUCCCUGGUCUCACCUGCUUUUGGCUUUGUUCCUCUUAGAGGAAGGUUGCUGUCAGCAGCUCGUACCUCCCACUGGGGAUCACAGAGAGGGAAGCUGGGCCCCCAGUCAUCUUGGAGGGGGAAAACGAGCAAGUAUCCAACUGGUACCCCACAACUCAGAAUUUGCAUUUGAUCUGUUUAGAAAGGUGGCAUCCUGCAGUUCUGGUAAGAACAUCAUCUUCUCUCCACUGAGCAUCUCCACCGCCUUUGCUAUGCUGUCCCUGGGAGCCCGAGGUGGUACCCUGACUGAGCUAUUCAAGGGCUUAGACUUUGCCAAAAUGCCAGUGGAGGAAGUCCACACAGGGUUCCGGUACCUCAUCCACGCAUUGAGCCAGCCCGAUCGCAAUCUCCAGCUAAACAUGGGGAAUGUCUUGUUCAUAGAGGAGCAGAUAAGACCGCUGCAGAAUUUCCUGAUAGGUAUCAGGCAGCAGUAUGCAGCAGAGGCCAUCCCCAUUGACUUCCAUGAUCCUCUAGCAGCCCGCGAUCAGAUCAACAGCUAUGUUGAUCAGAAGACCCAAGGGAGAAUCCUGGAUCUGAUUGGGAACCUUGAUUCUGGAUCGGUACUGGUUCUCGCCAGCUACAUUUUUUUUCAAGCCCAGUGGGAGAAGAAAUUCAACCCAAAGCAGACUCAGGAAGGUGACUUUUUUCUGAUGGAAAACAAGUCGAUUAAAGUUCCCAUGAUGUACCGAGGAGGUAUGUACAGAACCUGCUAUGACGACCAACUCUCCUGCACCAUCCUGGAGAUGCCUUAUGAGGGGAAUGCUACGGGACUCUUCAUUCUUCCCGAGAGGAACCUGGAGAGUGUAGAAGCUGAGCUGCGGAAGGACACAGUGGCCAGAUGGAAAAAAUUAAUGACCAGAAGAUCUAUCGAUGUGUCCAUCCCAAAGUUCUCUAUUUCGGCCACCUAUGACCUGAAAUCUCUCCUCAACAAGAUGGGCAUCGUAAAAGUUUUCACGGAGCACGGAGAACUCUCCAGAAUCGCUGCCGGACACAGCCUAAAAUUGACAAAGGCCGUACACAAGGCCGUGUUGAAGAUUGAUGAGAAGGGCACAGAAGGGGCAGCAGGAAGUGGUGUGGAGGCCAUGCCGAUGAUAAUGCCCUCCGUAUUGACGUUUAACCGGCCCUUUCUGUUGGUGAUCACAGACGACUUUACCAACAGCGUCCUCUUCAUGGGAAAGAUAGCCAACCCAGCGGGAAAACAGUGACUCCCACUGCCUUCCAACUGCCUGCAGGUUCUUUGUGUUGCUAUGGAAUAAAGAGCAGUCAUGACCCGCCAAAA